UCUUUCUUCACCGGGUUGAGGAUGGAGUUGAAGACUGUGACCGCACUUUUGUGUUUCAGCAGCGGCACAUUCACCACACUCUCCAGAGUUUUAAAGGGUCCGUUUUUAGUCCUGUACUCCACAAUGUUGAGCGACUUGCGGCCUCUCAGGAGCUUGACGCCGGCCAGCACCGACGGAGUGGCGGUAUUGAGCAGCUGGAGGAUGACGUCUCGUUGCUCGGAGGUGUAGCAUGCAUCCAGCGGUCUGCUGUCCUCUUUGCAGGGCUGAGAAGAGGAGGAGAGGGUGGCGUCCAGGGUCUCAAAGCCUGCCACGGGAACCCGGCUCCGCCAGCAACAUGUGCACUGCAGGUACCGCAGCUCCAGCUCAGGGAGGGAGCCGUGCUGAGGGCGACGGAACAGGCCGAACUGUCCUGCGUACAGUCCUGCAGGGGAAAUACAAGAGGGAGCUGACUGGUGACAAUCUGAAAGAAUGCGACCUGUAUGAUCUCAACACAAAUGAAGCCUGACUGGGCAUCCUACACUCUUGGUAUCUUUGUGUGCCUGAACUGUUCGGGGCUUCAUCGUAACUUGCCUGCUGUCAGCAAAGUGAAAUCCAUACGCUUGGAUCUCUGGGAAGAUUCACUUGUAGAGUUCAUGCGGGAAAGGGGAAAUUCAGCAGCCAAAGCCAUUUAUGAGAAGUGUGUCCCUGGCUUCGUUUACCAACCUCAACAAAAAGACUGCGUUGUUCUUAAAGAUCAAUGGAUCCGUGCAAAGUAUGAAAGAAGAGAAUUCACAGGAGAAAACAACUAUCUUCAUCAAUUUUAUAGCUCAGACCAGUUUGAGUCAACACUGUGGAAAAAGGGCAAACACAAAAAGCAGUUUUUUAAGAGGAUCUUCCUGCUUUCCCGGAAAGACUUCACCCUCAGAUACUUUCUCAAAGAGGAUUCCAAGCUCCCCAAAGCCAUAAUCUCCAUGAAGGACCUGAAUGCAGUUUUCCAGCCAGAGAAGAUCUGCCAUGCGCACGGUCUGCAGAUCUCCUUUCUGCACGACGGACGUAUGAGAAAUCUGUUUGUUUAUCAUGAGAACGGACAGGAAAUUGUAUCCUUGUUCAAUGCUAUUCGGGCAACGCGCUUGGCGUACCUCCAGAAGAAACAUCCCACUCUUCGAGAUAAUGACUUAAUACCUCAGAUAACAAGACAUUCCUUGAAGGAGGGGUACAUGGAGAAAACUGGCCCAACGCAACGGGAGCCAUUCAAGAAGAGGUGGUUCAUACUGUGCUCAAUAAACAGAAAGCUUCUAUAUUUUAAAACUCCACUGGAUGCUAUGGAGCUGGGUUCUGUCUUCAUUGGCACAGAGAGCCAUAGCUACUCUGUUUCAGAGAGCAGCGGCCGGAGCACAAGGGGAGGCCGCUGGCACUUCAGCAUCACGCUGCAGACUCCAGACAGGCCGUACGUGUUCAUGUGUGAGCAUGAGCAGGAGCAGAGGGAGUGGCUAGAGGCCUUCAGAAAGGUCAUCUCUCAACCUAUGACCCCAGAGGACUACACUAAUGAAGCCAAUUUGAGAAGGGGAAAAUAACUGGAAGAUUUCCACCUGCUGGUUUGAAGGAGUUCAGGAUGCAAUAACAAUCCUUCUUGGACAUAAGAGACUGAAAGCCUUACUUUCAAAAGAUGCUCCUGAACUUGUCAGUGGGGAUUUAAAAAAUGGAGACAAACUCUCUCUUUUACUAAGUACCGCUGCUCCUUCGUAAGAUCGAUGCAUUUCAGAAGCAAUAUCUGUUAAAGUUGCCAUUGAUGUUGCCACAAUGCAAUGCGUUAUGAAUAAACUGGAACCAAAUAUUGUAUUUAUUAAAAAUAAGGACUAUAGGCUAGUUGAUGUAUAAUUGUGCUUUUUUUUGUAGUUUCUGUUUAACUCAUCUUUCUUAUGCUGUUUCAUUGUAGCUGUCAAAAAAGUUGUAGCCUAACACUGAAAGCUCUUCAUAAUUUUAAUAAACUGA
Micropterus dolomieu (smallmouth bass) is the source of this 1971-nucleotide messenger RNA. Its product is annotated as arf-GAP with dual PH domain-containing protein 2-like. Lineage: Eukaryota; Metazoa; Chordata; Actinopteri; Centrarchiformes; Centrarchidae. The transcript has 11 exons. Gene Ontology annotation, biological process: positive regulation of GTPase activity. Gene Ontology annotation, cellular component: plasma membrane; intracellular membrane-bounded organelle. Gene Ontology annotation, molecular function: phosphatidylinositol bisphosphate binding; GTPase activator activity. The coding region runs from base 480 to 1553 and encodes 357 amino acids. The record is from RefSeq and is a predicted model, not a curated record.